Polypterus senegalus (gray bichir) is the source of this 4712-nucleotide messenger RNA. Its product is annotated as gastrula zinc finger protein XlCGF7.1-like. The transcript has 3 exons. Gene Ontology annotation, molecular function: RNA polymerase II cis-regulatory region sequence-specific DNA binding; DNA-binding transcription factor activity, RNA polymerase II-specific. Gene Ontology annotation, cellular component: nucleus. Lineage: Eukaryota; Metazoa; Chordata; Cladistia; Polypteriformes; Polypteridae. Gene Ontology annotation, biological process: regulation of transcription by RNA polymerase II; central nervous system development. The coding region runs from base 165 to 1004 and encodes 279 amino acids. The record is from RefSeq and is a predicted model, not a curated record.
GCGACGAAAACUGCAGUCACCGCGCGCCUGGUGUCUCUAAAUUUGAGAAGUAAUCUGGAGGCAGUGAUCGAGACUGUGGGCUUUUGUCGUUGAGGGAGCGAUCUUUAACCUAGUCCUAGAGGUAGAGCAAGGAAGAUGCAGUUGACAUUAACUGUAACACCAAGAUGGAUGUGAAAGAGGAGACGUGUGAGGCUGACAUAAAGACAAUGGAGUUAAUGGCUGUAAAUAUUAAGAAGGAGGACUGUGAAUGGGAGCCUGUCCACCCUAACAAGGAGAGUCCCAGCAUUAAGGAGAAGGAUUAUGAACUGGUAACUGUUGAUAUUAAAGAAGAGGCCAAGGAGACGUCUGUCAGCAUUGAGCCGCACGGACAAAAAAGUAUGGCGAGUACGGAGCUCAAGGUGACAUCUGACAGAAAGGGGACUAAAGGAGAAUCAUCUGUUAGAACUCGGGGAGACCAGCCAUCAUCAGUACAGCAGUCUGGAAAAAGAAACAAACUUCACUGCUGUUCUGAAUGUGGCAAACAAUUCUCGCUUAUGAGCAAUCUCCAGAACCACAAAAACAUUCACAGAGUAGAAAAGUCACUUUGUUGUUCUGUAUGUGGUGAACAAUUCUCUCAAAGGAGUGGUCUACAGAGACACAUCAGAAUUCACACUGGAGAGAAGCCACAUUCCUGUUCUGAAUGUGGCAAACAGUUCUCACAAAUUAGCAAUCUCCAGACCCAUAAAAGGAUUCACACAGGUGAAAAGCCAUAUUGCUGUUCUGAAUGUGGCAAACAAUUCUCUCACAGGAGCCAUCUUCAGAGCCACACAAGAAUUCACACAGGAGAGAAGUUGUAUUUUUGUAAUCACUGUGGGAAAGAAUUCUAUCACAGGAGUAAUCUUCAGCGACACAUCAGAAUUCACACUGGAGAGAAGCCAUAUUACUGUAAUGAAUGUGGCAAACUAUUCUGUCACAAAAGUACUCUUCAGAAACACAGCAGGAUUCACACUGGAGAGAAGAAGUGACUUACUACAGGGACAACUUUCCUGCUCCCAAAAUCUUUUACAAUGAAGUCUACCAUGUGAAAGUACUUAUCAACACUUGAGUAGUAAUUAGGGUGAUUUUUUUUUUUUUACUUCUUUCUCCCUCCUUUCUGCUUCUUCACCUUUCAAAUUUACUCCUUCAGUGCUCUAAUGCUGAGAGAAGUAGUGGCUUACUACAGGGACAACGUUCCUCCUCCCAAAGCCCAAACAAACACAUUUUCCAAAGAAAUUGUGGUCCAAUAGCUUGCCUCUCCACCAUCUACAAACUAUGCACAGCAAUAGACGCAGAGUGAAAUUAAUGAAGUAUACCAUCUUGAUGCCAAAAAAAAACAAAAAGGAAACAAAAGAAAGUUGUAUGGAACUCAAGACCAGCUACUAUUAGACAAAGUGAUCAAGAAAUGCUGUAAAAGCCAGAAACCAUACAAUGGCAUGGGCUGAUUACUAAAAUGCAAUGACCGUGUGACUCACUCUUACAUCCUGAAAUGUCCACAGCUAUACAAAAUCCACCCCUUUCUAGUAAGUUUUAUCAUAACCACCAUGCCUCACUGGCAAAUAGCCCUGCAACUUUACCAUGACAAAGGACAGAUCACUAUGCCACACAUAAAAAUAACGAGUGUCUUUUUAAGCAUUAAACUUUGUCACCCCUACUGUUCUGCCCAGUAUUAAACCAAUUAAGCACUGUCCUAAAUAACCUCGGCCUUGGAUUUAUUAUCAGCUGUUGCAAUGAACCAGAACCUCACACAGUCACUCACCUCUAAUUUAUUGAUAAUUUGAAAUUGUUCAGCUCCUGCAGCUACACUUAGCAAAAAUGUUUUCAGAUGACAUCAGAAUGGCAUUUCAGCUUGACAAAUCUGCCAAAGCAGUCCUCAUUAAUGGAACACUAAUCUCCACUAAAAAUGUCAACCUCAGUCAUUAGUGUGCUAUUAAAAAUGUAAACCCAGACAAAACAUACAAAUACCUGGGCAUUUAUGAAAUGGCAGACCUAAACUAUAAGACACUAAGGCAGCUUGUGAUCAAGGAAUAGAUCAGCAGAACAAAAUGAACCCCUAGGAACUUCCUCACAACACGUAACAAAUGACAAACUGCAAAUCAUUCUGCAAUCUUGGUACUGUUCUGCAGUUUUGGUAUAAUCAACUGGCCACCAAAUGAACUUCAUAAACUGGACGUCAAAACAUGAAAACUGAUGCAUGCAUACCAACUUAUAUGCAAAAUGCAGUGAAGCACAAGAGUCUAUAUCCCAUGAUUAGAAGGAGGUAUGGGCCUAACUGAAGUGGACUGCACUUCUAGAUCAGCAAUAAUUGUACUACAGACUUGCCUGAUGAACGUAAAGGAUCCAAAAUGUACAAAAAGUAUUUAAUCAUGAAGCUCAAAACAACAUUCACAAUCAGUUUGCUCAGCUGUUCCAUACAAAUGAGGAAAUGACAGAAACCCCCCUGCCUUGUGCAGCGAUGGACAGUACAAUAUGCUAGGAAGCAGAAGAGAAAAUUAUAAAUAUUAAAAUUGUGAAUACCACAAGUAUAGUGGUAAGCUUGCUGCUCUCCACCAACGUCCUGUGUGUAUCCUGAACCUACUCCUGCAUGGUUCAUAAGGAGUAAACUACAACCAAAAGAUGAAUGCCUAAUCAUGGCUGCAAAAGACAGAGGCUUGCACAGGAAGUGGUUCAGGACAUCAAUAGAGGAAAAAAUCUGCAUUACCAUUAAGUGUCACUUCUCCCAAACACGACAAGAAACUGCCACCCAUUUUCUUGCUAGUUAUGAAGCACUGAUGGCUGAAGGAUUACUGUAUAUACAAAGUGGCCAGGCUCAUUCACUGGAGAAUCUGUAAGAAGUGCAACUCACUAGCACCAGAAGGAUGCUGGGACCAAUAUACAGACCACAUAAUGGAAAAUGAGGAGGUAUUACUCCCUUGGGACACACCAUGCCAGAAAACCAGAUAUAGUCAUUGAAGAAAAACAGCGUAAGAAAGCCCGGAUAACAGAGGUAUCAGUUCCAAGUGAUUACUCAAUUCUGAGAAUGAAAAUAACAAAAAUAACAAAAUAUCUUCAAAUGUGGAACAAAAAAAAAAAAAAUCAGAAAUCAUGCCCUUGUUCUGGGAUCAACAGGACUAAUACAGUGAAGCUUUCAGGCCCAUCUUCACCAUUACUCCAUCUGAAUUUCAAACAGCAGUGUUAUUGGCAUUAAUGCAGGUGCUACACCAAACUCUUGCUGUGAACUUAAGGGGAUAAAGAAAUAAAGCAGAACAACCAACCGCACCAUCUUGACUAAAGAGUGAGGUUCAGUCAUGUUUUAAUAGUGAUCACACCAAGAAAACUUUGAGAAGUUAACCCACAGAAGUAUUGUUGUAAUGAAUAUUGUACGCUGUCAAGAAGCUGGACACCAAAACAGGAAAACUGCUUCCAUCACAUCAAGUAUUAUAGUAGAAAUUGUGUAUUCCAAGACUUUACAUCCUUUAAGGUAGGUACAUUGGCAACUCCAGAUUGUCCCGGUGUGAGUCUGGAUGGGCACGUGAGGGGUCAAUGUGAUAAACUUCCACCUGGUAACCCACAAUCAAGGUUGGAAGAUUUUUCACCCUAAAUGAUUCAAUCACUGAUUAGUAAAUUAGCAGAUUUCAAAAAAUGAUUGUUUUUAAGAAUCUGCUUUUCUACGCUUUCAGUAAUUUAGUUGCAGUCUAAAGUAUUGCUGUAUUUGAGGAAUCACUGUUAAGCUAAAGUUUAAACGUUGUUGUUUAAUAUGUUUGAAGAAAAAAAGACAAUUGAUCUUGUGGAUGUUUAUUUAAAUAAAGAUUGAGCGUGAAGAGGAUCAGAGACUGCUUCCGGAGAUCAGUGGUCAGCGGACUGCUGCAUGGAAGAGAUGUUCAGUUGUUAAAAAAAGGCAAUUGUGAACAAGAAAAAAGCAUCAUGGUGGAAUUGGGAAACAUAAUGUGUUAGCUGAUUUUGGAGACGUCACUGGUAUGUUAAAAAAAAAUCCCCCUUUUUAAUGUGUUUCUGACUAGUGAUGGCUGUUAUUUAUGUAAAAGAUUAAGUUAAUGUGCAAUAUCGUGCAAACGUGUUUAUUUUUAGUAACUAGUGCAUGUUUGAAAUAAUAAAGGAGUGUAUGUGUAUACAAAAUUGUUAUAAUAUGAAUGAAAAUAUGAGUUUUCUUGCAUUUUCUUUGUUUAUUUAAGGUUAUCAACCUACUCCUAACCCUACUCCUGUUCCUGUUGUUACUAUCGCUCCUGCAACCAGUUUAUUAUUAAACAGCAUCAAGGAACAAAAAGGAAGAGAUGUUCCAUGUGUCCUCUUUAAUCAACUAAAGGCCUUUUUCAAGUUUGGGUAGACAUUGAUGUAGUAAACCUAAAUAACUUGACAGUCAUUUUGCCGACAAGCAUCCUGUAAACAGACAGCUGACAGUCAUACUUUAGGAGAGAGUGAAGAUAGGACUAUUGGCUUUUAGAUUAAAGAAAGUGGAGAAAGAAACUGAGAAAUGGGAAUCUAAGGAGUGAACCAGUGCCUGGUGAGGAGUGGCAGAAGCAGACGUAUAUGAUGUCCAGCUGAUUUUGGUGUGGAAGAAAAGAGAAGCAUAUCUUUGACAGAAAUUAAGAGAGAAGCUGCUUUAAUGAGUUCAGACCUUUUCAUUUAAAGAGACCCUUUGUCAGAGUGUGGAUUGUGCCCAAGCUUGUGUUUAGUGUAACGGAUCAUAUUUUAAAGGAUUA